Molecule: messenger RNA, 2769 nt
Organism: Zygotorulaspora mrakii
Lineage: Eukaryota; Fungi; Ascomycota; Saccharomycetes; Saccharomycetales; Saccharomycetaceae
Gene: CTF4
Product: chromatin-binding protein CTF4
Exons: 1
Coding region: 1-2769 (922 amino acids)
Biological process (GO): DNA-templated DNA replication; DNA repair; mitotic cell cycle
Cellular component (GO): nuclear replication fork
Molecular function (GO): protein binding; chromatin binding
Source: RefSeq, a predicted model, not a curated record
AUGUCAAAAAUAAUCGACAAGUCAGUCUUUGACUACGGAGGAAAGACUUUGGUGUCCCUUGCUUCAGAUAACAAGACACUUUGUGUUGCUAACAAAAACGGUUUAAGCAAAGUGUUACAAAUCAACAAACCAGAAGACGAGCCUGAAAUUCUCGAGAUUGCUAAGAAUUUGACUUCUAUUCGAUGUGCUUCCGAUACUACCUGCCUUGUCACAACUUUACAAGGUGACGCCUAUAGGUAUGAUCUUGAGCACCCCAUGGAUCAAUUGCUUGUAAGAUCUGCUCUACCUUUUCGCGAUUGUACCAUUUUGCAUGGUGGAAGGAUGGCAGUAUUCGGCGGAGAUGACCUAGAGAUGUCGAUCGUGGAAUUAGACAAUGAAGCUUUUACAAAGCAUGUCGUGAAGGUAGACGAACAAAUAUCACAACUUUCAUACAGUACACAGACCAAUCUACUUUCUGUAUCAUUUAUUAACGGAAAUGUACAGUUCUUUUCUCUGUCCUCCACAAGACCCAAUAAAGUGCAAGAAUUGAAGGGCUAUAUUCCUGCCAAUUCAUAUAACGACGCCCACACAGAUAGACUUUUGCAAAAGUUGAAUGAAAUAGAUGAGGUGACUUAUCCUGAAACUCCAGACGAUGGUGAAGAUCAUGAUGUCAUCAAAGACGCUGAGUUUUGUGACGAGAAUAGAAUUUGCACCCGUCCAGCAUGGCAUCCUACAGGAUUACAAUUCGGAUUACCUUGUGAAGACUCGACAGUAAAAAUUUUCUCUGUAAAGGGCUACGAACUAAUCAAGACUUUGGUCAAUUCCUCCUUUUCUAAAUCCCACUUUAUUGAUCUACAAUUUGAGCCACUGCACGGUAACUACGUGGCUGCAGUUGACCUGCAAAACAGAUUAACAAUAUGGAAUUGGCUUACCUCUGAGAUCUCAUUUAAGAAAGAAUUCAAGCAAAAGAUUACAAACUUUGUUUGGAGGCCUCAACCAGAUUCGAAAACGUUGGAUCUCAUCAUGGGGACUUGGUCGGGCGAGAUAAUCAUCGUUCAUAGCGCGGUUGAAUCUGUCAAAGAUGUCAACUCUGACUAUCAAUCAAAUGUUGAUGGAAUUAAGAAGACGAGUUUAUUCGUGGAGUCGGACCUGGAGGAGAGCGAUUCGGAUUUUGCUACAGGAAGGCAUCAAGGGCCUUCCGACAAACAUAUUGAAAAUGGAGAACAUGUGUUCGAUGAAAAUAGGGACCAAGAUGGUUCUAAGCGAAUUUAUCAUUUCGAUGAUGAAGAAGACUUCAUUGACGAUGAUGAUGGCGCCGGUUAUGUCACGGAAAAGAAGCAUAAAAAUGAUAGAUCAACAUUUGACUCAAAAAAUUAUCAGGGAAAGUUUAUCACACCUGCUUCACACACCUAUCACUAUAAACCUUUGUCGCCUGGUGCCACCCCAUUUGGUAAUAGUGACAGAAGAUACCUGACAAUGAAUAAUGUUGGAUACGUUUCUUUGGUGAAAAACAAUCUACAAAACAGUAUUACGGUAUCCUUCUUCGAUAUUGGGCGUUUUAAAGAAUACCACUUUGAGGAUAUCUUUGGUUAUGAUGUCUGCUCAUUGAAUGAAAAUGGGGCAUUAUUUGCUCAAUCAAGAUCAGGCCAAGUUCAUUAUAGGUCCCAUACCAUGUUGAACUCAAACUGGACCAAAACUAUUCCAAUACAACAAGGAGAAAAGAUUACUUGUGUUGCAGCAACACCAAAGAGAAUAUUCUUGGGUACUUCAUUCGGCUACAUGAGGACUUUCAAUCAAUUCGGUGUUCCAUUGUCGGUUGAAAAGAUGUCUCCUGUGGUAGCCAUUUCCGCGCAGGAUUACAGAGUGUUUGCAGUCCACUAUUCACAAUAUAAUGGUGUUUCGUAUUCUAUUUUUGAGCAAUCUUCUCAUUUAUCAAAAUACUACCAGAAAGAAUGCUCUCUACCUAUAGCACUUCCUCAAUCUAUCGCGAGAGGAAACUCUAAUAUUGAGACAGAUUUCACAAGUUUCAACCCCCUUGGGAUUAAAAGCUUAUUUUUUUCUACUUACGGAGAUCCCUGUAUUUUCGCUAGCGACAAUGUUCUAUUGGUAUUGUCUAAAUGGCGGCACUCCGCAGAAAGUAAAUGGUUGCCACUUCUUGACGCAAAUAUGGAGGUUUGGAGGAUUUCGGGAGGCAAUGAGAAAUCACAAGUGCAUAUAUGGCCUCUGGGACUCACAUAUGAUACGCUGAAUUGUAUCCUGGUUAAAGGAAAGAAUAUGUGGCCAGAAUUCCCUUUGCCACUACCUUCAGAAAUGGAAGUCAGAAUACCAAUAUAUGUCAAAAGUGUUAUACUCCAAGAAAUUAAAAAAAAGAGGGAUGAAGCUCUCGCUGGAGAGGCAGAAGCUGCCACUAAUACAGGUCAUGAAAGAGAACUCACGGAGGUUGCUGUUCCUUCACAAAUGGCUGCAGAGGAAGAGUUCCUCAGAUCUAAAGUUCUCUCAUCGUUACUAGGUGAUUCUUUGGAGAACGACGGUGAGUUGUACGGUAAUGAAAAUGAGCUACUGGCCUCAUUGAAUGGCGCUUAUGACAAGUCGCUCCUGAGAUUAUUUGCCACGGCCUGCUCGGAUCAGAAUUCGGAUAUGGCCCUAUCAUUGGCACAAGAGUUAAAACAAGAUAGAGCGCUGAUUGCAGCAGCUAAAAUAUCAGAAAGGGCAGAGCUGCCCAAUUUGGUCAAACGGGUAAACGAUCUUAGAGAGGCAAGGUUCGAGCAACAAAUGAAUUAUGCGCAAUAA